Oryzias latipes (Japanese medaka) is the source of this 2965-nucleotide messenger RNA. Its product is annotated as coagulation factor XIII A chain. Gene Ontology annotation, molecular function: protein-glutamine gamma-glutamyltransferase activity. Gene Ontology annotation, biological process: blood coagulation, fibrin clot formation; peptide cross-linking. Lineage: Eukaryota; Metazoa; Chordata; Actinopteri; Beloniformes; Adrianichthyidae. The record is from RefSeq and is a predicted model, not a curated record.
UGGGCUUCAUCUGAUCGGAUCAGAAGCCCAGCAGACCUCUCCUCUCCUCUUCAUCACUGCGCUCCUGUUCGUGCAGCCAAACCUUAAGCUUCUGUCACCAUGAGGAAGGCCCAGCUGAGCAUGAAAGGCCGCUUCCAACGGCCGGUGCCGACCUCCAACCUUCACCUGGAGGAUGAGGCAGAUUACAGAGAGUUUGAGCCAUUUGAAAGGGAUGUGGGUUUCUUCCCCAGAGCGCCUGCAGGCGACGAUGGAAGCGCUCUGCAGGUGAUGACCAUUGAUAUGCAGAAGGACCAGAAUGCUGGGAGCCACAACACCGUAGACUACAUCAACACACCACUGCUGGUGGUCCGCCGCGGCCAAGAGUUCGCCAUAAACAUCACCUUCAACCGCCCACUGGCACCAGAAGAUGAUGUGCAGAUCGAGUUCCUGAUCGGUUCUGACCCAACCCCCCAGAAGAGAUCCCUGCAGAUCGUGACUUUGGGUAACCGGGAGGGCGGCACCUGGAAGGGCCAGAUCCUGGGGGUGCAGGGCGCUGUUACGACAGUUGGAAUCACACCGGACACCCAAUCUAUCGUGGGUUUGUAUCGCACCUAUGUGGCCAUCGCCACUGGCACCGGCAUGCAGCGGACCCAGAAGGAUCCCAGCACCAACUUCUACCUGUUGUUCAACGCCUGGAGUCCAGAUGACGAUGCAUACUAUCCUGAUGAUGCCGGGCGCUGGGAGUACGUCCUCAACUCAAGCGGUCACAUCUACCAGGGCGCGGUGGGGUCCGUUAGUGAGCGCUACUGGGUUUACGGACAGUUUGACAAGGGUGUUUUAGACGCCUGCAUUUACAUCAUGGACUCUUGUCAGAUGCCUAUCCACGACCGAGGGGACAUCAUCCAAGUUUCCAGAAAAGCAUCUGCCAUGAUGAACUCCCAGGAUGACAACGGUGUGUUGGUUGGGAACUGGAGUGAGGACUUUUCCAUGGGAACGCCUCCAACUGCUUGGACUGGCAGCACCAAAAUCCUUCAGGAUUACUUUGGCCAGGGAACCCCAGUCUGCUUUGCCCAGUGUUGGGUGUAUGCUGGAGUCCUGUGCUCAUUCAUGAGAAGCCUGGGCAUUCCAUGCAGGGUCAUCACCAAUUUCAACUCAGCCCACGACAACACAGGGAACCUGAAGACUGAGCUCAUCUUUAAGCCAGACGGCACACCGGACAGACGCAACACCAGGGACUCCAUCUGGAACUACCACUGCUGGUGUGAAGCCUUCAUGAAGCGCUCUGAUCUUCCACCAAAGUACGCCGGAUGGCAGGUGGUGGACGCCACACCACAGGAGACCAGCGACGGAUAUUUUCGAUGUGGUCCUGCUCCUGUCAUCGCACUCAAGGAUGGUGAUUUGAACCACCAGUUUGACUGCAGGUUUGCAUUUGCUGAGGUGAACAGUGACAUUGUGUAUAUAAAGAUGGAUCGCUAUGGCAACAUGAACGUCUUUAACACAGACACAACGUCGGUUGGAUCGUUAAUCCUUACUAAAGCUGUGGGCACUAAUGGGAGUGAGGAUAUCACACAGAAUUACAAGUACCCCGAAGGAAGUCGUGAGAAUAGCAAUACCAUGAGUCAGGCGGAGCAAUUUGGCCUGGAGAGGGACAACUCUGAAAUGCCGGAAACAAAGCUGUCAGCCACAAUCACUGUUGACCCGUGCAAUCUGGGUGAUACUGUGAAGCUGACAGUGACCUUCAAAAAUCAGAACCAGGUGGACAAAACGAUCAAAGCUCACCUGGAAGUGUCUGCUGUUUUCUACACUGGAGUCGUGCUGGAUGAAUUCAAAGUGGAGGAUUUCAACAUUUACACAGCAGCUUUUCAGAGCAACUCGGCUGUGUUUGAAAUCUUGCCUCAGGAGUACAUGCCUCAUCUGGGCUCUAAAAUGUCUUUGCACUUUAUCGUCACCGGAAAAACUGAAGACGAGAACGUGUCUGAUGUCAAAGUGAUCUUUCUGAAGCCCCCUCCUCUCAUUGUGCAGCUGAGCGGCCAUCCUCAGGUCAACCAGCAAAUGUUUGUGACCGUGUACUUCAAGAACCCCCUCAACAUGUCUCUGUACAACGCCAGGCUGGUUAUGGAGGGCGCGGCGCUCCUGGACCACAGGGAGUUUAAGUACAGCGUCAUCGGUCCAAACAUGGAGAUCUCCCAGAAGGUGGCCUUCAGACCCCAGAAGCCCGGCUGGAGGAGCAUCGUGGCUGUACUUGACUGCCAGAACCUGACGGAGGUCACAGGAAAAGUGGACGUCCAGAUCAUGCCAUGAGCCUCAGAUCUUCAUCUGCUGCUUCUAGACCAUGGAGGAGCUCCUUCACCUCCUCGUGUGAUCUUAAUGCUUGGAAAUGAGCUAAAGACAAAUCUGAACUAUUGAUUGUUUCUUCACAGAUCUGGCAGCGCUUUAACUCUUCGACCAAAUCCCUUGGAUUAAACUGGAUUUAAAGUGUUAUGAUGUCGUUAGAAGCAGAGUAACUAACGUACCAUCUGACCACAGAAGCAGAUUGUUAUCAGGAAAACUGAAAUGUCUUCAAACAUCAAUUAAAAAUGUUAACCUUCUCACUCACCUUUAGCCCUAAACGCUGAUAGAAUUUGGAAUUUCUGAUCUAAAUUAUCCAUGUUAAAAAUUUUUAUAUAAAAUAUUGUAAUAGAAACGUAUUGGAAUGGAUGAAACAGUGCAUCCCAUGAAUAUUCUACCACCUUGAAAUAGCAGCCUACAUUUCACAUAAUUAUUCAUUCAUAAUUUCAUCUUCUGCCGUUUUAUCCCUUUCAGGGGCAAAACCUUGUCAAAGUCAUGCAUUCUCAAACAUUCAGGGAUUCCCUCAAAAGACUCCAGUCUGUGUGGAAACAUCAUCAAGAAACAAUAAAAUGAUCCAACUGUGAACGUGAUUUUUCUCUAAACCUUUUCUGCUGUUUUCACUUCGGUUUACUAACAAUAAAGCAAAUUCAAAGACAAA